AUGAGUCGCGUCGUACAGUGUGAACGGAUUUCAGACACAACAGAUUGGUUGGCGAUCGUGGCUCACAACGGGACACGACCGAUUGCUACUAAUGAUGAGCCAGCGGCGUUUUUUUCCGCGUCGCCGCCCCCACCGUCACCACCGAAGAGGACGCCAGUGCCAUCAACGCCUGCAUCCCCGGACGAACCGUACUCUGACCUUGACAUAGCAACGUGCCAGGUUAAGAGGGCGGUUCCACCGACCUCCACGCCACGGGAACCGACUCCGGUGCAGCGGUCGACUUUACAGACCGGUCCCGUUGAGUCGGCACCAGGACUUGUUGUUGCGGCAUUAAAGAGGAAGACACCAUCACCGACCUCCACGCCACGGGAGCCGACUCCGGUGCAGCGGUCUACUUUACAGACCGGUCCCGUUGAGUCGGCACCAGGACUUGUUGUUGCGGCAUUAAAGAGGAAGGCAACAUCACCGACGUCCACGCCACGGGAGCCGACUCCGGUGCAGCGGUCGCCUUUACAGACCGGUCCCGUUGAGUCGGCACCAGGACUUGUUGUUGCGGCAUUAAAGAGGAAUGCAACAUCACCGACCGUCCAACCAGCCAAGGCCAAGCCAAGCCAAAUUUGUAAUAAAAACAACUAG
Gigantopelta aegis is the source of this 636-nucleotide messenger RNA. Its product is annotated as classical arabinogalactan protein 9-like. Bases 1 to 636 code for a protein of 211 amino acids. NCBI's taxonomy places the organism in Eukaryota, Metazoa, Mollusca, Gastropoda, Neomphalida, Peltospiridae. The record is from RefSeq and is a predicted model, not a curated record. The transcript is spliced from 3 exons.